Fusarium verticillioides 7600 is the source of this 888-nucleotide messenger RNA. RefSeq lists its product as hypothetical. The record is from RefSeq and is a predicted model, not a curated record. The coding region runs from base 1 to 888 and encodes 295 amino acids. The transcript has 2 exons. Lineage: Eukaryota; Fungi; Ascomycota; Sordariomycetes; Hypocreales; Nectriaceae. Gene Ontology annotation, cellular component: plasma membrane. Gene Ontology annotation, molecular function: ferric-chelate reductase activity. Gene Ontology annotation, biological process: intracellular iron ion homeostasis; iron ion transport; copper ion import.
AUGCUUUUCGUGGCAGGAAUAUCAGUUCUGUCGAUGCUGUAUCGUUGGGCUCGUUCACAGAAGGCUCAAGUGGGCGCCAAUAGAUAUUGUCUUGAGAUCACAAGUCCCCACGUCCAAGCUAUGUUAGACACCCAAGCGACUCGAGUCACAUUCCGGUUACCAAGAGACACCGCUAUCUAUCCCGGUGCUUAUUUUUACAUUUUUAACGAGCGUGAACCCUUUUGGAGACGUUAUCUCGGAAGACCUAUGUCGGUGUAUGAUUGGAAGAGUUCGAAGCUAUCAAGUAACGAGGAUUUUGCUUCUGAGCUUGUCUUUCUUGUCGAGGAUUCCCCAUCUCAAACUCCUCUCCUUCAAAACAACCGGCUAACCAUUGAUGGGCCUUACGGUCAGAAUCUGAGACUAGAAAAGUACGACCAUGUGUUUCUUCUUGCCGAAGGCAUCGGGAUUGCUUCAGUGCUUCCCUUUGCAUCCGCACUCGCACGCAGACGUCUUUAUGAUAACGAAAGGAAAACAUCAGCCGCUAGUGGGCCAAAUGGACGGCUGUACCUUGACAGAACAAGGCGAGUAACACUCUUAUGGGCUAUGGAGCAAAACUCUCAACUAGAAUGGGCCCGGCACGAGAUUGAUCGAUUGAUGAAUCUCGACCCGAAAUCGAAGUUUCUGCACGUCUGGCUAUAUCAACCGACCGAACCAGACCAUCGCCACGUCUUCCCUCGGGUAGCUGAGGUUCAGCCGGAAUUGAAAACAUGUAAAUCGUUUCCCAAGCAUUGCAAGAUCAGUUAUGUGCCAGAAAACCGAUGGUCUGAGGCAUUACGGCAUCAGUUAUCAGGGACCAUGGAGACUGCCCCAGGUACAAAAGCAGUUGCCAGUACGUUAUCUCUAUCAUAA